AAAAUAUGAACUAUGCACAAGAAAUACAAGAUGAAGCGCUAACGUGUCUAGAAAAAGUAAGUAAUUCAGAACCAAAACUCUUUGCGUGAUCUGUCGAGUCUUGAGUUUCGUGCGGAUCAAUAGAGAAUCGACGGACUAGAUGCAACUGUAAGGAUCGGUAAAAAUGUAGUUUGAGCCUGUACGCACGUGGUUUACGUUUAGGCUCAUCCACUCCGAACCCGAAGUACAUCAUGGCAGCACGACCCCAAUUUGUACGUACUCCUACCUGCCUGAUGACAGGUCCUGACGAGAUUACUUGAGCACUUGCUCGCUUUUUAAGUGUUUUCUAAAACUACGCACUAUAUUAACUAGUGUAGUGCAGACUGAUAUGAAUAUGAUGUGCUCACCAGGAGGACGGUUUCUGAGGACAAAAUAAGGUGGGGCUCCUCAAUGUAGCAUGACAAUUUUUACGUGGUCGUGCCGAUACUUGCGGCACUAGCGAGUCUCGACGUGUUUUUUCUCUUCCUCGUCCAACAAUCAUGGGUGCGAGAGAUGGGUACCUCAUUCUUAGACCUUCGAGUUUCUAUUUCUUCCCUAGGCAUUUGAAUUUAUGCAUAACUACUUACUUGCUGUAGCACGAGUAGAUCCGGCAGCGACAAAUCGUCCUUCUGGUAAGAAUCCGCUCUAGCUACAAACAGCGUCGAUACUAUACUAGGAUCCUCGCGCGACAGCAUCUUCUGAGGACGAGCAGCGUGAGAAUAUUACUCUAUUCAUGUUAUCGAUGACAACUAGAACGAAGAAGACAAGGGUAUUUGCGUUUAACGCCUGUUCAUCGUUUUCAUUAUUGAAAAAAGAAAAUCCAUCUUGUGGUUGUUGGCGUUAUUCUGAAAAGCUUCCGAUGAUAUAACCUACGUCCAUCGUCAACACCAUCCCUCACUCCCUCACCAUGAUCAGCCACACUCUCCGUGACCGGACUCGUGGAGGAACGUUUCUGGGGGUCGUGUUGUACUCGUAUUACAUGGCGUUUUACCACGGAUACAGGGACCUCCGGGUCUUCACCAGCGUCAUGCUAAGGCUAGUUUAAUUAUCGGUCGUCAUUAUCGUUAUCCUGUACUUGUUGCUGCAGUAAUAGCAUUUGGCCCACCUGGGAGUACUUCUGUAUCUAAAUUAUCUGUUUAAUGUACUAGACUGAAGAUGCAGGUAGUGCGCUGCUCCGUGGCUGCCCCCUUGAAGUUGAUCUACAGGGGGGACCUUCAAGGGGAACAUAAAGAGCAGGUCACUCAUACUCAGCCACUGAUAGAUAGUGAAAGAUAAUUACCCUAUCUGAUAGAACAAGUGAAAGACAACGACUCGUCAUCAACCACUUCUUAUACAUAUUAAAACAAGACAACUACCACGUGCACUCCAGGGGUAACAAAAAAUGGGAAAUACAUAGUCUGCAACUCCGACACCUACGGAUUCACGGCUAAGAACAAUUGCAGGAGCAGCGUGGGUGCAAUCUUAAGGCAAAGGCUGUCGAUGUUUGGUUGUGAUUGUGUGGACUCUUGUUCAUAGUAUGUCGACGUGUGUUAACAUUGUUUUUGUUAGUUCUCCUUCUACUACACGUGGUUCUACUUCUAGUACCAGUGCUCGCUGUAGUGCUUCUGUGUCUCAAGAAGCACACUGCUGAAAUUGGAAUGAAAAAAAGCUGAAGCUCUAAGGUUCCACGUGCUGAAGCGCCAUACAGAUGAUGCGGAUGACGACGGAGGAGCACGCGAUGAGUAACCAAAAAAGCACAGCAAGAGGAUGGGAAAAAACCAUUAACAAGAAGAGGGGUUUUUUAAUGACUUGCUCUUCAAGUGCUAAGAAGAAGGAAGAGUCGAAGCAGUAAUUAAGAUAUCUGUCGCUCAAGCGUCAAAAGAUACCUCCAGAACAGGUAAAUGAAUGAAUGAGUUUUCUACCUUGCCAGAGUUGAGAAGGGCUGUUUGCAUGUUGUUGUAAACUUUCUAAUAAGUCUACGUCGCGUGUUUGUGGAGAAGGAAAGAUAGGUUAUUAGCAUUUCGUUGGACAAAACCAUAUGGCUGUCAAAAUGUAGAAAGGCACAUCCAUGGCGUUCGCGAAACGGAACAGGCACUUAAUAAUUAAUGGCAUAAGAAGUUGUAGAUACAAUUCCGCUCUGC
Molecule: messenger RNA, 2138 nt
Organism: Amoebophrya sp. A25
Lineage: Eukaryota; Dinophyceae; Syndiniales; Amoebophryaceae
Source: the annotation of a GenBank genome assembly